Molecule: messenger RNA, 3105 nt
Organism: Priapulus caudatus
Lineage: Eukaryota; Metazoa; Priapulida; Priapulimorpha; Priapulimorphida; Priapulidae
Product: beta-1,3-N-acetylglucosaminyltransferase lunatic fringe-like
Exons: 8
Coding region: 114-1280 (388 amino acids)
Biological process (GO): regulation of Notch signaling pathway
Cellular component (GO): membrane
Molecular function (GO): O-fucosylpeptide 3-beta-N-acetylglucosaminyltransferase activity
Source: RefSeq, a predicted model, not a curated record
UGGUGCACGGCGUAGCAGGAGCAGUUUGUAGGCAGGCACGCUACCGACUUGUUGUGUCGAACCGUCGUGGACGAGUACUGCAGUCUUACGUUAACGUUUUUGUAUAUGACAUCAUGCUUAUCGUCACAAUGAGGCUCUCAGUAACGAAUGGUUUACUGGGAAUUACUCUGAUCGUAUUCCCUAUGUUUCUGUGGACGACCUUAUAUCAAACUUUGCUUCUACCUAUUGGGAUAAACGCUGUGGGUGCAUCACCCCUAUGCAAUGGCCCGGCGGCGGACUGCGCUUUCUCAUCGACUUUCCACCACUUCAAACUGGAGCAAACGCAGAAUAAAUUAUACUCUGAUGACGGUGUGCAGCCAUUAGAUGACAAAUACGAACAAGAAGUGGCAAAGAAACAUGAAAAUGUUUCUCGUGUGUUAUCUAUAAAUGAAACGACUGCAGACGCGCGUGUCGCGAUGGAACAGACGAAUAAAAGCAGCACAUCUACACACUUAGACGACGUUUUUCUGUCCGUGAAGACAACGCAUAAGUACCACGAGGCACGUCUUCGUAUCGUCGUCGACACUUGGUUCAGAUUAGCGCCGCAUCAGACCUACUUCUUUACGGAUAAAGACGAUCAGGAGCUCAUUAAAAAGACAGGCGGUCACAUGGUCAACACACAUUGUUCAGAUGGGCAUGGCAGGCAAGACCUUUGCUGCAAGAUGUCCGCCGAGUUUGAUUCCUUCCUGAAAAGUAGCAAAAAGUGGUUCUGUCACUUUGAUGAUGACAACUACGUGAACGUGCCCCAGUUAGUGAAGUUUCUCAGCCAGAAAAGCUGGAAGAAGGACUAUUACUUUGGAAAACCUAGCAUCCCACACCCACUGGAAAUCAAAAUAGCUGCUAAUACACGACCAGUUAAAUUCAAUUUUGCAACAGGAGGUGCCGGUUUCUGCAUUAGUCGCGCUCUUGCAAAUAGAAUGUCACCGUAUGUGAGUGACAUGCGCCUGGUGACACUUUGUGGUAAGAUUAUUCUACCGGAUGAUGUCACUAUCGGCUAUAUCAUAGAGAAUAAGUGCCAAGUGAACCUCACCCGCAUCAACGAGUUUCACUCUCAUCUCGAACCUUUGCGAAACAUCAAUCCAAGGACAUUAAGAGAUCAGUUGACAUUCAGCUAUGGCCUGUCAGACCCAAGACCCAACAUAGUACCUGUGCCUGAACCGGUUCUACCCAACGACCCUACCAGGUUCAUGACGAUUCACUGCAUCCUAUAUCCAGAAUCUGAAGUCUGCAAGAAAACAUAGUCAUCCAUGUCCUGCCAGCAUUCCCAUUUGCUUCAUGGACAAGCGCACCACACUAUCCUUUACGGCCCAUCGUUAACUCAAGGUGGAUUGGCGUAGAUAUGAUAGCAUAGCCCCAUUCGGCAGGGUUACUAUAUUGUAUCUAGGACUAGCAAUACUCUUCGAUAGGUGGUUGCGGGACAUAUAAUCCAUGAACAUGAGUGGUUUGCUCAUUGUGAUUAAUAACGAAGAUGAUAUGAAAAAUAUCUAAAUAUCAACAUAAUACAGCAUUCCUGGUGAGGUUGUAGCCAUUUAAUAGACUGAUUCCAUGUGCCAUUGUGCUGCAAACAACAGUUUAUGUACAACCAUGUAUAAAAUAAUUUGGAGUCAAAUCACGAUCAGCAUGCAUUUCAAGAUCAACCACCGAUUUCUUCCGUUUUACCAAUGUGCGAACAUCAGUCGUUGGUUGCAGCACAACGACACAUGGAACCAGUCUAUUAAUUUAUUUGGCAUCUGUGAUCAAUCACAAGAAGCUCUCUUAAAAUUGUUUCAAUAGUUCUUUGUUAUUUUUUUAUUCCUCGUACUUUGUGAGAGGGGAGAAAUACUUCUAAGAGAGGUUCUUGAAUGUAAAUGAUAGAUGUAUAUUUAUAGCUUUAGCAUAAACGAGAAUAACUUUUUAGUAUUAUACUUGUUGGCAGAACUCAAUAAUAACAAGAGAUAAUAGUUAUUGUACCAUUUAUAGGGAUCCUGCUUGAAUGGUGAUGGACUCGACAAAUACAGGGGUAGAUCUGGUAAACAAUAUAACGCUACGUUAUUUACAUAUAUUAAAUUUAAAAUAGGCGUCAUCAAAUUUGGCUGGAGCAUAAGUAGCGUUUCCCAGUGCUAACGUUUUUAGUGUCAGUAUACAAGAGCAUAUAAAUUUCUACAAAAGCCGCAGGUCUCUAUAUAUUACAUUAUCAGGAGUGGAUAAUAGAGACUAUUUUUAACCUCUAUUAUACACUCCUGGUAUUAUCAGGGGUUAAUAAUGACAAGCUCAUAAUAGAGAUGAUCAUUAUGUAGAUCAGUGGCGACUCAUUCGAGUAAAGUGCUGCCACCUGCAGGAUAAAUUCCACCACAAUAUAAUCAGGAGUAGAUAAUAGAAGAUCUUCUAUUAUCUACUCCUGAUAUAAUUAUUGCAAAUGGAUUCCGGUUUAUUCCCAAUUAACUAUAUAAUUUAUACGGUAGUACACGCUGUGGCGUUACGAGCGCUUACGACAUGUUUAAAAAUCUACGGCAGUAAAUCAUGCAGGUUGCAGUUUACUCCACAAAAAAAUCCAUAUAAUUUCAGUUAGACUUGCAUCACUUCCACUGGAUUAUUACUGGAAAAAAACAACGCAUUUAGUCUUGAUUUUACCAGGUGCUAAUAUUAGCUCUCGAUUCUUCAUCAAUUGUAGUUUCUGACAGUGAUGUUAAAUACUGUAGUGAUAUUGAAACGUCAUUUCUUGUAAUUUUUGUUGGACCUGUCUCAGUGUAGGCUUAGAAAUUGUGUAAAUAUGUACUUUUGGUUGUUGAACUUUUUGCAGAGUAUACAGGGUAUAUACGGUGUAACGUAAAGUUAUUCCAUGCUACCAGUUAAAUAAGUAUAACUCAUUAUUCUCGACUUGCAAAACUUGAUGGCAGUUCAACGUUAUAGAAGCAGUAGAAUGUUAUCACAGGUUGGAAUGGCCAGAAUCAAAAUACAUUACCAAUCAAAUUCACCUGUACUCAAAUAAUAGUAGUAUGGUUGUGAAUAACUUGUACAGGAAUAAAAACCUUGUUAGGAUUUGUAAAAAAAGAACAAAUAUGAAUUCAUAUUAUUUCUUUGAUUAUA